AUGGCGUCCACCGGCAAGUCGAAGUCCUCCCCGCAAGCGUCAGAGCAAGAUGAUAGUUUAUCGAAGAUUUACUUGGUGGCUUAUAAUGUUACUCAGAUAUUGGGAUGGAGCGCUAUAAUGCUGGCCAUAUGUAAUCACUGGGUGACGAACCAAAGUGUGACAGGUGUUUACCAGGAUGUGGCACCACUACUCAACAUCUUCCAGACAGCAGCUAUUCUAGAGAUAUUUCACUGUGCUUUCGGGCUUGUGCGUUCAAAUGUAGUACUGACAGCAUUCCAGGUGUUUUCACGAGUGUUUCUUACCUGGGGCGUGGCCUAUAGUGUUCCACAGGUACAGACAACUGUUGGUGUGUUCAUGUUUAUCUUUGCAUGGACAAUUACAGAAAUUGUACGAUAUUCUUUCUAUUUUUCUGGACUAGUAGGGAUGAUUCCAUACGCUCUUCAGUGGUGCAGGUAUACAUUUUUCCUGGUACUCUACCCAUUUGGUGUGACGGGAGAAUUACUCACCAUCUAUGCCAGUCUACCUUAUGUGAAGGAGAGAGGCCUAUAUUCUGUAGCGCUCCCUAACAGCUUCAACAUGUCCUUUAGUUACUACUACUUUCUCAUAUGUACCAUGUUUGUUUACAUUCCAAUAUUUCCACAACUUUUCAUGCAUAUGAUUGCACAACGUAAAAAGGUCAUUGGUGGAGCAGGUAAAAAGAAAGAAUGAUAACCCUUCCAUUAAUGGAAAAAAAAAACCAACAAAAAAAAAACCCGGUCCUUUAACUAGAUGUUGUAUUAGGACAAGGAUUUUCAUGGACUGGGAAACAAUCCAUAAUUUUGUUGUUGUAAGCACAAAAAGUUGUUAUGACAAGUUUUUUUGAUAAUUAUAAUUUUGUAGUUUAUGUUAAGGUGUGUGUUGCCAUAGUUUAAUAUCCUUUCUGUAAUGUUAUUCAGUGUAAUGUCCACACCUGUGUAAUUGCCCAUGUGUGUAAUGUCCACACCUGUGUAAUUGCCCACAGGUAUGUAAUGUCCACACCAGUGUAAUUGCCCACCAGUGUGUAAUACCCUCACAUAGGUGAAGAUGUAACUGUAGAUUUCUUGCUUAUAAGCAACUUGAAUCUUCAUUUGAAUGGCUAAUACUUAAGGUUUGUCACACUAAUGAUAUUUUAAUCAAUGGAAAUUGAGCCACAACGAUUCAUUGCAUGAUUUCAUUACAAUCAGUUUAAUUAUUAACCGUUUUGAUUUUGAUAAUUAUUUUUUUUGCAUUUGCUCAUUACUAUUUUGUACCCAACUUUUUUUAGACAUGCAUAA
Ylistrum balloti is the source of this 1292-nucleotide messenger RNA. Its product is annotated as very-long-chain (3R)-3-hydroxyacyl-CoA dehydratase 2-like. Lineage: Eukaryota; Metazoa; Mollusca; Bivalvia; Pectinida; Pectinidae. The coding region runs from base 1 to 708 and encodes 235 amino acids. Gene Ontology annotation, cellular component: endoplasmic reticulum membrane. The transcript has 7 exons. Gene Ontology annotation, molecular function: 3-hydroxyacyl-CoA dehydratase activity. Gene Ontology annotation, biological process: fatty acid elongation; very long-chain fatty acid biosynthetic process; sphingolipid biosynthetic process. The record is from RefSeq and is a predicted model, not a curated record.